UGAUGAGCAUCAUGCGGGCGAACCACGUCGCGUUCCCAAUAUCCCCUCGAAACUCGCCGCUGGCUGUUGCGCGCCUCAUCAACAAGGCCGGGGUUAGUCAUGUCCUCGUCGGUCGGGAGCAGGCCAUGCAGGACCUUGUCAAUGAAGCACUGGCCAUUCUGACCACCCGCUACCGACGCUCUCACCUGUGCCGCUCUUUGAAGACUUAUUCCUUCCUGAGACAGCUGGGAAGGUUGAGCCGCCCUCCUAUGUAUACAAAGGUCCUGAUGCUCUCGCGAUGGUUCUGCAUUCUUCCGGCUCCACUGCCUUCCCAAAGCCAAUCUUAUGGACGAACCACCGCUUCUGUCAACUGUGUCUACGUUGUCGGAUGUCACGUGUAGUAGAUAUGCGUACAUUGCGGCUAAAUGGACCCAUCUCCUCCUCCUCCUCCUCCUUGGUUCGGAGAACGGGACCU
Molecule: messenger RNA, 454 nt
Organism: Rhodofomes roseus
Lineage: Eukaryota; Fungi; Basidiomycota; Agaricomycetes; Polyporales; Fomitopsidaceae
Exons: 2
Source: RefSeq, a predicted model, not a curated record